CGGCGAUCUGAUUGGAUAAAGUGGGGACUCGACGGUGGCCGACGUGGGACAGUCUGGCUGUGGCAGGGGUCUCGGAAACCAUGGGUUAUUGCAGUGGCAGGUGCACGCUUAUCUUUAUCUGUGGCAUGCAACUGGUUUGUGUGCUGGAGAGGCAAAUAUUUGACUUCCUUGGAUAUCAGUGGGCACCUAUCCUGGCAAAUUUUGUACAUAUUAUCAUCGUCAUCCUUGGUUUGUUUGGAACUAUUCAGUAUAGACCUCGUUACAUAACAGGAUAUGCUGUCUGGCUAGUCCUCUGGGUGACAUGGAAUGUGUUUGUUAUCUGCUUCUAUUUGGAGGCGGGGGAUCUCUCAAAGCAUUAUAUUAUGAUGUGGAAGAUAAAAGGAAAGCAUGACCUCCAAAUCUUGGAUAGCUUAGUCAUGCUCUCCAGACAAACAGAAGAAAUAGAAGACAGAAGAAGGGAAACAGACCUUAUCCUGACAUUUAAUAUUUCAAUGCACCGAUCUUGGUGGAUGGAGAAUGGACCAGGAUGUAUGGUGACAUCUGUGACGCCUGCCCCCGACUGGGCCCCAGAAGACCAUCGAUACAUCACUGUCUCAGGGUGUUUUCUGGAGUACCAGUACAUAGAAGUGGCUCAUAGUUCCCUCCAGAUCAUCCUCGCACUGGCGGGCUUCAUCUACGCCUGUUACGUCGUGAAAUGCAUAACUGAAGAAGAGGACAGCUUUGACUUCAUAGGCGGCUUUGAUUCUUAUGGCUAUCAAGGGCCUCAGAAGACAUCUCACUUACAACUACAACCAAUGUACAUGCAAAUUCCCUUGGAUAACAACUGAUAGCAAAUUCUAUAUCUCAGCAUCAAGUGAUAUGCUGAAUUGCAAGAGAAGAUCAAAAUAGAAAGUCAAAAUAACACAGAUGACUUCUGUCUGUCAACCCAUGGACUUCUCAAAUGACUUGCGCAGUGGCCUCCUGCCUUUUAUGAAGAGCAAGAAGCAAAUGAAUUUAAAUACACAUCACGUUAUUACCAGACCAAACAGGAAGUUUCUACAUAGACACAUGUGUGAAAACACACAUACACUCACCACUAUCACGAUCAUGCACACAUUAACUCCACUGGACCUCUGACUGAAGCUGAUAAAUAUGCAGGCCACGCCUAUCCUGGAUUUCCUUAAAGCAGGCUCCCUUCUCCCAGGCCUUUGAAGGUGGGAAAGGAGACACGUUGGUGCCCCCUGCAGGCUGUUUCUUACUCCUCUGCAGCACAGCCUGUUGACUCUGGGAGGUGCCGAGUUAACCCAGGCACACUUGUUUGGAACCCUGUUUUCUGCACUCCGUAUCAUACACGUUGGUAGCACCACAGCUACUUAGGCAACAUAAUUGCAAAAAAAAAGAAAAAAAAUUCAAAAAAAAAAAAAUUCAAAAAAAAAAAAAAAACAUACAGACAGAACAUGCUGUGAUGACCUUGUACCAAAUGUGAAAUGGCAGGAUGUUUGCCCUAAAGGCUAUACCGUACUUACUUGCCUUAACCCAUCUGAGUUGUGUGCCCGAGACUCUCAGUCCCCCAGUCACUUCCUUUAGGCUCACACACUGCUAUUAAUUCCGAACAAUUUGACUCUGUCUCGCGUCAAGGAAGAAGAUGGAAACUCUCAGCAGCCCCAAUGUGUCUGUGUAAGGAAAUGAUACUUUACCACUGAGCCUCUUCGGUGGCCACAAAGAGACAAGUACCAAUGGCAACAGCAGCUGUCAUCUUCAUGUCUCUGAAACAUGAUCUUCUAAUGUAGUCGGGGUGAAACAAAGUAAAAUGUGUGAAUUUACUAAACUCGUUAAUCAACCGAAAGAGCAGAUGGCUUGACUGCUUGGUUGUAUCUCUUGCACGUUAGGUGCUUCCCUGAGUAUCUACAAAUGGCUUUUCCUAACACUGGAAACAGCUGUGGAUUUCUAUGACAGAGGCCAACUGACAAUGUAUUAGCUAUGUUUACUCUUUUAUAUCUAACUCAAAUCCAAGACCCAAUGUAGGUGAACUUUCUUUUCUAUCUUCGGCGUACGAGAUUAUUUUUGGGGCGGGUGGGGGGGAG
Molecule: messenger RNA, 2063 nt
Organism: Chionomys nivalis (European snow vole)
Lineage: Eukaryota; Metazoa; Chordata; Mammalia; Rodentia; Cricetidae
Gene: Nkain2
Product: sodium/potassium transporting ATPase interacting 2
Exons: 9
Coding region: 81-827 (248 amino acids)
Biological process (GO): regulation of sodium ion transport
Source: RefSeq, a predicted model, not a curated record